CACAUGUCUUAUUUUCAUUGUCCGCAGAGCAGGGUGUGUACCGGGGACGUGUGGGCUGGGUCUGGAUGGAUGGAUAUUCUGUGGGGUUUUUUCCCCUUUUCAUCAGCCUCCUCUACAAGCUUGUGACAUCGCCUCUUUUCUGAGAGAUGCUCGGGGCGGAGGAGACGCUGCGGUCAUCGGUGGGUGAUGAAAGCGGCUCACAUAAGGCGUGUCUGACUUGUUUGCCUUUCUUCACUAAAUAAAAUGGGAGUUGCUGCACCUGUACGGAGAAGAGAAAUUAUGUGGACUCAGCGCGAGAUAAUUGCUUUUUUAACGUGGUGAGGGGAUGUUAGCUUUUUUUUUAAGAUAAAAUGUCCAAAACCAAACAUUGUGAGGCGGUCAGGGUAGUGGUCCGCUGCCGGCCGUUCAGCAGGAGAGAAGAGAUAGCGGGGUCUGAAAACAUUUUAGAGAUUGAUGACAAACUGGGGCAGAUCACCAUCAGGAACCCGAAGGCACCACCUGAUGAGCCAAUGAAAGUAUUCACGUUUGAUUCUGUUUACGGAUGGAAUUCAAAGCAAAGCGACAUUUAUGACGAUGCGGUGAGACCUUUGGUGGAGUCCGUCCUCCAAGGCUUCAACGGGACUAUAUUUGCUUACGGACAAACUGGGACAGGUAAAACCCACACCAUGCAAGGGGUUUCAAACGACCCAGAGAGGAGAGGUGUCAUACCUAAUUCAUUUCAGCACAUUUUCACACAAAUAUCCAGAACCCAGAAUCAGAAAUACCUGGUGAGGUCAUCCUAUCUCGAGAUCUACCAGGAGGAAAUCCGAGACCUGCUGUGCAAAGAUAACAACAGGAAACUGGAACUUAAAGAAAGCCCAGACUUUGGCGUGUAUGUUAAAGACCUGUCUUCAGUGGUGACCAAGAAUGCCACAGAGAUUGAACAUGUGAUGAACAUAGGCAACCAGUCCAGGUCUGUGGGAUUCACCAACAUGAAUGAACGCAGCUCUAGGUCUCAUGCAAUUUUUGUCAUCACUGUGGAGUGCAGCGAAGUAGGGCCAGACGGUGAGGACCACAUCCGAGUUGGGAAGCUGAACAUGGUUGACCUGGCUGGCAGCGAGCGCCAGAGCAAGACAGGCGCCAAGGGGAAGCGUCUGAAGGAAGCUGCCAAAAUCAACCUGUCCCUUUCUGCGCUGGGGAAUGUCAUUUCAGCUCUGGUGGAUGGGAAGAGCACCCAUGUCCCGUACAGAGACUCCAAACUGACCCGCUUGCUCCAGGACUCCCUGGGUGGCAAUGCAAAGACUGUCAUGAUAGCAACAGUGGGGCCUUCGCACAAGAAUUUUGAUGAAUCCCAGGCCACGCUGAGAUACGCCAGCAGAGCCAAGAAAAUAAAGAACAAACCACGGAUUAAUGAGGACCCCAAAGAUGCCCUGCUGAGGGAGUUUCAGGAGGAGAUCGCACGCUUGAAAGCUCAGCUAGAGGAGCGGGGGAUGCUCGCAAAAGAGAGAAGAAGGAGGAGGAAUAGCAAAAGAUUGAGUAAAAGUUUGGCUGGCAUGGAGGAGGACGUCCUUAGAGAGAGGGAUGCUGAUGUGUGGAAGACUGUGGAAGAGGAACCAGAUGGGAACUUGAAAGAUGCAGGUGACAUCCCAAUAGUCCUGGCUUGCCAGGGAAGCAGUGAAAAGCUAAAGCACCUGAAUGAAAACAGAAUAAGCGUGGAGGACAUGCAGUGGGAUCAAGAUUCUGUGGAGAAGAUCAUAGAGAAAUAUAAGGCCAUGGAGAGCAAACUGUUAGUUGGGGGAAAGACUAUAAUCGAUCACACCAAUGAACAACAAAAAAUGCUUGAGCAGAAGAGACAAGAAAUUGCAGAACAGAUAAGACAAGAGCGAGAGAUCCAACAGCAGAUGAUGCUGCAGGAUGAGGAGACCGUGGAAAUGAAAGAAACAUACUCCUCCCUGCAGCAGGAGAUCGAACUUAAGACAAAGAAGCUGAAAAGAUUGUGUACCAAACUACAGGUACUGAAGAGAGAGAUGAAAGAAAUCAUUGACGAACACAUCACAACAAGACAGGAACUUGAACAGACGCAGAAUGAGCUCACCCGAGAGCUCAAGUACAAAUAUCUCUUGAUUGAGAAUUUUAUACCUCCCGAGGAAAAGAACAAAAUUAUAAAUAGGCUGUACUUUGACAGCGAGGAGGACCAGUGGAGACUCCAACCAGUUAUUCCAUCAGAGAGUACACCCACUCAGGUCAGGAGAAGGCCUCUCUCAGCUUUGGGUUACAAGAGGCCAGUCAGCCAAUAUGCACAGAUGGCUGUUGCCACAGCUACCGGGGCCCCAUCUCGAUACCAGGCUGAGAACAUCAUGCUUUUGGAGUUAGACAUGUCUCCCCCAACCAUGUUCAUGUUAAAUCUUGAUGGUACUCACCUGGAGAGAGCCUUUACACCGAGGCUAAUACACGAUCCCCUGGCAAAUGUUUUCUUUAGAGAAAGGACUGCAUCACCAAUGGUCAGGAAAUCUAAGUCCUGGUAUCAGGCACCACAAGCAGCAUCUGUCACAUCAUCUUCUUCGUCCACCACUCUGACAUCAGAACUUCAGAACUUCUCUCCGUCUCAGCGACAAAGACCUUCCUCAGCUGCCUAUCUUCCACUGGGAAGUCCAACUCAGACAAGCCCCUGAUUUAUGUCGAUUACACCUGCACUGUAGGGCCGGCCUUAAUUAAUGGUGGCACCAGUAACGUCUGGGAGAGAUGGGGGGGUGGCUAUAUGUCUUGACUUUAGAUUGCUUUAAGUUCUCUUAUGCAAAACGGUGAAGUAAGCAUGUUUUCAGCUUAACCCAGAAGUUAACCUUUAUUGAUUUUUUUCAAAUGCCUGACUCUUAAAAGUGAUAGUUUGCUGUUUGUCUUAAUAAGAUUUGGCUUUUUUCUUUGUUGCCUAAGCCAUGCAAUUUUCUUGGCUUACACUGCCCUAUCAAAAUAGCACAGACGAGGCUUCCAGGCUUUUUUCAGCUAAUAGGGGUGUAUUUUAGUCCAGUUUGUAUUUACUGAAUCUGUCCCCCACCCCCAAUAAGAACACUUAAAUACUUCUUUUUUUUUUCUGUUUAGCCAUAUAUCAGUCUUUGCCAAAACACUGAAGGGUAAUGGAGGUGGGGGGAGUGUCUGCAAGACCACUUUGGUUUAGCCUGUAUGCUUGAUGAAUUGUUGCUUCAGUUUGUAGCCAGUGUAAUUGUAAGCCAAAAAUGUGAAGAAAGCUUGCAGUGCUCUCUAUAUCAGCUGCCUUAUUUUUUCAUAGUUGUGAAAUUGUGCAAAGUCCAUUUGCUUACACAUGAAAAUAAAGAGAC
Molecule: messenger RNA, 3311 nt
Organism: Pundamilia nyererei
Lineage: Eukaryota; Metazoa; Chordata; Actinopteri; Cichliformes; Cichlidae
Gene: kif3cb
Product: kinesin family member 3Cb
Exons: 8
Coding region: 351-2651 (766 amino acids)
Biological process (GO): mitotic cell cycle; microtubule-based movement
Cellular component (GO): microtubule
Molecular function (GO): microtubule binding; ATP binding; microtubule motor activity
Source: RefSeq, a predicted model, not a curated record